Messenger RNA from Clonostachys rhizophaga, 3117 nucleotides. The record is from the annotation of a GenBank genome assembly. Lineage: Eukaryota; Fungi; Ascomycota; Sordariomycetes; Hypocreales; Bionectriaceae.
AUGUCGGUCGGCGCUUUCUGCGGCUGUUGUGGGGGCCCCUUUGAGAGGUACGAUACCGAACCGACAUUCGAUCCGGUGCCAUGGCAUCGCAAGGCUCGAGCUGUCCGUGUUGACGAGAGCCGUUGCCAUGUUACGCUGUCUCCGGUUGGCUACGCACAUGAGUUCCAUAUUUCAGUCAACAACAAUGGAGACGUAGAUCCCAACACCAACUUUCCGCCCUUGGUGGACGAGGAAUCGGAUGAGGUUGAAGAAGUCUCGCUCUUUCACGAUCCCAACACCUAUCGGCCCCAGGCCUAUGGAGUGCAUGACCUCUGCUGGAAAUUUUUCAAGUACCGUGUCAGAUGCAACCUGCCAGCCGAGUCGGAAGAUGCCAAGCUCGCUGAGACGCUGUUUUGGCAGUUUGACAACUUGCCCAGGGCCAGUUUUCAUUGCCUGGUGCCUGACAACCACUAUCAUGGAGCGACAAACCUGAGAAAGGAUGAAGACGAGCUUCCAAUUUUGCUCGAGGAUCCAACCGAAGUGCUGCCCCUCCCCAGCAACAGUGCCAGGCUUGGCAAAGCAUCCUGUUCAGACCUGGAUUUGGUCAAGCAUGAUUCCCCAGAAAAUGUCUUUGAUCGAAUUCCCCAGGAAAUCAUCUGCCAGAUUCUUGGAAAUCUAUCUUCUAAGGACUUCUCCAAUGUUCGACUGGCUUGUCGCACUGUCGCGUCAGUAUCUACUCACAUGUUGUUACCUCAGAAAUUCUGGGCGACCAGAUUUGCGCCGCCUCAGGAGUUUGGGUUUGUUUUCGCCCACGAGAAGCCUCACGAAUCGGAGACCAGGAAACCGUGGCGCCUCCUCUAUCAACAGUAUACCGAAGCUCUAAGAACUGAGGAGGGACUUCAAGGGAUCCGGAAUCGGCAGCGCAUGUACCUUUGCGUGGAAGAUUUCGCCCUCGCGACUGAGCACCUGCUUCAUCCAGAUACACGUUGUCUCACAGACAGCGAAGAGUUCAAAAGUUCUAUCCAAGAUGUAACUCCAAAUGCUCCGACCAGAUUUUCGUUCUCAUGUCCUCGGUUGAUUGACUCGGAAUUCCGUGAGCCUCAACUAAGACGUGGUGUGCAGCCAAUCGCGAGAAUGCAAAUCAAUCUUGUUGCGCCGCCUCCUGCUGUAUCGCUAAAAUUAUCUGUUUCUCUUGUACACUUUAACGGCAAGGUGUACAUCUCAGGGUUUAGAUCUUAUUGUCUAGAUCAUUCCGGCCAAGCUUCUGGCCCCGUUAGCAUUGGGACAAUCAUUCCAUUAACGGAAGAGCACAUCGAGAUACAGUCAACUGAAAAGAUUGUUUCUGUCGAAGUCACAGCUUCGGAUCUGGGCAUCCAUGGCCUAGUAUUCCACCUUGAAAACUGCGAUGAGGCGACUUCAGUGGCCGUGGGAGCCACCACAUGCCUUGAUGGCUCGUUUGGCAAGACAGUGCUACGAGCGAGAAAGAACGCCACAGGCAUGGAGAUUGAUUUCGAUCAAUUUAAGGCCGUGGCGAUCAAGAUCGUUGAAGACGGCUCUCUUCCGACGGCCAUUAGCUCGCACAUGCUUUGGAAUCCAGCAAUUUUGAAUCUGGAGAGGAGAGCAGAAUUGCAGCCUCCUCUGCUUGGCAUCUAUGAAUACCCGAGCGGGUUUCCUCUUCGCUUAUAUAUGGCGUUUGGUGGUGACAACGGGCAGAAGCUGUCAUCCUUGAAUCGCAUCACAGCUUAUGUGUAUUCUCGCACAGGUUUCCACGGCUUUCGCUUUGGUUAUGACAAUAGCGAAGACAUAUUCAUUGGGAGGGAUUCCGUUCUCGAGGAGGAAAAUGGGACGUAUUGGCCCUGUCUUGAACCCACAUUCGCCAUUGACGGAAAGGGUGGUGAACGCAUAAUUUCCUUUGAGGUACGCCGUACACGGAGCUCGACAUACCGCAAGAAGAUCAUUUUUUCCAUUGAGGUCUUUACAAGUACCGGUCGGUGUAUGAACUUUCAAAUACACGACAGCCUUUCCCGACCUCCUGGGAAUCUUUCCUCUCUAAGUAUCUGUGCAUCGGAUGACAAGCUACCGAUAGCAAUAGUUGCUACUUGUGAACCACCACAUACUCCGUGGGAAAGUCUUCAUGUCCUGAAUGGCACUGAAAGGCACCACUGUACAAUUGUAGUCGAAGAAAAUCAACAAUCUCUCCGCACCGGCAAUCGUUUAGAUGUGACCAAAAACUGGAUUCAAUAUUCAGCUUACUGGAUGCUUGGAUCGGGCGGCAGCUGUUUUGGAGGCGCUUCCUUGCGCGGGAUCAAGCGCAUUCGGGUCUCUUCCGGUCUUCGGGGUCGUUCCAGGUCUGCCAAAAACAUUAGCGGACUCUGGAUUGAAUACUAUCAAGGUGAUGAUGUUGUUCUUGGCCAGUGGAUUCAUGAGGUGGGAUCCUUUGACCUUGCAUCGGCCGAGUCCUUGACGCACAUCAGAGUGUGGUCUACUCUGGAAACCGAAACGCCUUUGCGGAUGGAAAGCUUUGGGAAAGUCGUCGGCAUUGGGUUCAUUACAUCUUUCGGCCGGCAGCGCAACUUUCGAAUUCAUUCUCAGCACGACUUCAUACAUAUGCACUGGCGCUCGACACCGUAUGAAGAAUUGCGAGACAUGAUGUGGGCAUUCGGCUCAGACCUCGAUGAAGUCCAAGUGAUACACGAGUCAUUGCUUCCAGAUGAGAAAGCCCUCGUUGGUAUUCAGUUCGUGUACGAUCUCGGGAUUACGACUAGUCUGGGAUCGGUCUUAGGCGAAUGCUACAGCCUGUCUCUUGACGAGGGCGAGAACAUUGUUGUUCUAGCUGUCAAAGAAGAAGAAAACAAAAUUGUGUCGUUGGAGCUGCACACUGAUCGAGGCAAGCAUUUACGAGCUCCAGAAAAUAGCGAGGAUAGCGAAACGCUGGCGGCCGUCUUCGAACUAGACAAACGGUCUGAAUAUGCGCUCAAAGUCGAAGGGGAGCGCAGGUUUGUCUUUUCAUUCCAGCCUGUCAGGGACAUUGGGCCGUGCAUUGGGUUGUGGUUUAUGGCGAUGCAGGAUGAGUGGGAGCUUCGUUUCGAAAGCGCUGGCCCUAUUUUCCUCUCCAGCGAAAAUGGAGACCAAGCUUGA